AUGAGAUUCUCCAUCUCCGCGUCCGUUCUCGUCCUCCUCGGUGUGGCCAGUGGCCUUCCAACUGAGCUUGAGGCUCGAGUUCCGUCCAAUGCGCCCAUCAACCUUCAUAAUGGCCCCGAUUCCUCUGGCUCAUUCAAGUGCGGAGACAAGACUUACAGCGGGCAUGAAAUUUACCUUGCUGCGCAACGAGGCACCAACCUCCACCUCGUGGGCGAAACUCGCGGCCGAAACCAAUACCCACACCCGUUCCCCAACGACGACUCCAAGGGGGUUAAGCUCAACUUUCCCAAGGACUGUCCCGCGGACGACAGCCGUUAUGAGUUCCCACUUAUGAAUGGAAGCCCGUAUGACGGCGGAAAGAACAAUGUCAAGCAGGGCGAUGAGAGGGUUGUCUUCUACUACGAGGAUGGCGAAAUCAGCUACGAUGGAAACCCCCAGGUUUACUAUUGUGGUAUCAUGACGCACAAGGGGGCUGCUACUGGUGGUUUCUUAAUGUGCUAG
Colletotrichum gloeosporioides is the source of this 501-nucleotide messenger RNA. RefSeq lists its product as uncharacterized. The transcript has 3 exons. The record is from RefSeq and is a predicted model, not a curated record. Gene Ontology annotation, molecular function: RNA binding; RNA nuclease activity. Bases 1 to 501 code for a protein of 166 amino acids. Lineage: Eukaryota; Fungi; Ascomycota; Sordariomycetes; Glomerellales; Glomerellaceae.